This is a messenger RNA of Hemiscyllium ocellatum (epaulette shark), 3619 nucleotides long. RefSeq names its product ubiquitin specific peptidase 4 (proto-oncogene) (gene usp4). NCBI's taxonomy places the organism in Eukaryota, Metazoa, Chordata, Chondrichthyes, Orectolobiformes, Hemiscylliidae. The transcript is spliced from 21 exons. Gene Ontology annotation, molecular function: cysteine-type deubiquitinase activity. Bases 98 to 2866 code for a protein of 922 amino acids. The record is from RefSeq and is a predicted model, not a curated record. Gene Ontology annotation, biological process: protein deubiquitination.
UGUAUGGGGUUCACCCCUCACUCCACCAGCCCCGCCUCCCACAGGAUUCGGUUCGCUCGCGCUCCUUCUCUUCACUCUUUCGGUGUCGGUGAGAGUAAUGGCGGAAGGUGGCGUCCCGGAUCUGGAGAGCCAGAAGAACGAGAUCGGGAACUUGUUGAAUACCUCCCUCAAGAAAGGGGAUUCGUGGUUCCUAAUAGACAGUAGGUGGUUUAAACAAUGGAAAAAAUAUGUGGGUUUCGACAGCUGGGACAUGUACAACGUGGGAGAACAUGGAAUGUUUCCAGGCCCCAUUGAUAAUUCUGGGCUCUUUGCAGAUAUAGAAACACAGGCCCUGAAAGAACACUUGAUUGAUGAGUUGGAUUAUGUCUUGGUUCCCACUGAAGCUUGGAACAAGUUGGUCAGUUGGUAUGGUUGCGUUGUAGGUCAGGAACCCAUUGUACGAAAGGUGGUUGAGCAUGGGAUGUUUGUAAAACACUGUAAAGUAGAGGUUUACCUCUUAGAAUUGAAAUUGUGUGAGAACAGCAACAUGGACAAUGUGGUGACACGCCAUUUCAGCAAAGCAGAUACCAUAGAUACAAUAGAAAAGGAGAUGCGAAAACUGUUCAAUAUUUCAGCAGAAAAGGAGACAAGGUUGUGGAAUAGAUACAUGACAAAUACUUAUGAGCAGCUUAACAAACCAGAUAGCACUGUACAAGAUGCUGGUUUGUAUCAAGGACAGGUUUUAGUAAUAGAACAGAAGAAUGCUGAUGGAACUUGGCCAAGGCAGACAUCUCAAGCAAAGUCAAGCGGUUAUGGAUCUUCGCACAACAGUUCUUAUUAUUAUAGGGAAUCUCAUGCACCAAGCCAAGCAGGACUUUGUGGCCUAAGUAAUCUUGGUAAUACCUGCUUCAUGAAUUCAGCGUUGCAGUGUUUGAGUAAUACUGGUCCAUUGACUGAUUAUUUCCUACAAGGAAAGUACGAAGAAGAACUAAAUCGGGAAAAUCCUUUAGGAAUGAGGGGAGAAAUUGCUGAAGCCUAUGCCGAAUUGAUCAAACAGAUGUGGUCAGGGAGAAGCUCUUAUGUGGCACCUCGGAUGUUUAAAACCCAGGUUGGGUGUUUUGCUCCCCAGUUUUCAGGAUACCAACAACAGGAUUCUCAAGAGCUACUUGCAUUUCUUUUAGAUGGCUUACAUGAAGAUUUAAAUCGUGUGAAGAAAAAACCCUACUUAGAACUUAAAGAUGCUAAUGGGAGGGAAGAUGAGGUUGUGGCUAAAGAAGCAUGGGAAAAUCACAGGUUAAGAAACAACUCCAUCAUUGUGGACAUCUUCCACGGGCUUUUUAAAUCCACUCUAGUUUGUCCUGAAUGUUCAAAAAUUUCUGUAACGUUUGACCCUUUCUGUUACUUGACUCUUCCUCUACCUAUGAAGAAGGACCGCACAAUGGAAAUCUUUCUUGUGCGGGCAGACUCAUCUAGGCCAAUGCAGUACAGAAUAAUUGUUCCAAAGAUGGGUGCAAUUUCUGACCUGUGUAUAGCCCUCUCUCAAAUCUCAGGCGUUGCUGCAGAAAAGAUGGUGGUCGCUGAUGUUUAUAAUCACCGGUUCCACAAAACAUAUCGACAAGAUGAAGCUUUAAACCACAUUAUGGACAGGGAUGAUAUUUUUGUUUAUGAGGUUCUAGGUGUGAGAGAGGAAGACUCUGAAAAUUCAAAAUGCAUCAGCCUCCCAAUUUAUUUCCGUGAGAGAAGGAUGCGAUCCUCAAGUGCACCUGUUGGCACAGUUCUCUUUGGUCAACCUCUCUUAGUCUCUGUUCCCAGAGAUAAUGUUACAGUGGACAACCUGUAUGAACUAGUCCUUGCACGAAUUUCCCGUUACGUGAAAGUGUGCAAGGAAACCUAUGAAAACUACAGCUCUGGAUCUCUGAGCAUUGACAAUGGCCUGUCUAGUGAGCCAAAUGGUAUUAAUGAUGAAGGUGAGGAGGAGAUGGAUCUGCAAACUGCAGUGGGAGAUAAUGAGGAAAAUAGUUCUGAACCUGAAAACAGCCAGUCUGAUGGCUCUGCAGCUGAUGAAAAUGAUAAGAUGGAAAAUGGGCCAACCAAGCGCACUACCAAAGGAAAUAAACAGAAGUGUAAAAAGAAGCUAUUCAACUUCAGCAUGGUGAAUGCCUAUGGCACCUCAGAUUUCAGCUCCGUUGCAGAAGAUGGGACAUAUCUCAAGUUAAACUCACAUUCCACAAUUGCUAUAGACUGGGAUCCUGAAAUCAAAAAGAUGUAUUAUGAUGAUCAAGAAGCUGAGGCAUACGAAAAGCAUGAAUCCAUGUCACAGCCUCAAAAGAAAAGAAGUUCAGUUGCAUUAAGAGAGUGUAUAGACUUGUUUACAACAAUGGAGACUUUGGGAGAGCAUGAUCUUUGGUACUGCCCCACUUGUAAAAAGCACCAACAGGCCACUAAAAAGUUUGAUUUGUGGUCACUACCAAAGAUUCUCGUUGUACAUCUGAAGCGUUUCUCAUAUAAUAGGUACUGGAGAGAUAAACUUGACACUCUAGUAGAGUUUCCUAUAAGGGAUUUGAACAUGUCUGAGUUUGUCUACAAUCCCAAAGCUGGUCCUUGCAUCUAUGACCUGGUUGCAGUCACUAACCACUAUGGAGGAAUGGGAGGAGGCCAUUAUACUGCAUAUGCUAAAAAUAAAAUUGAUGGACAGUGGUAUUACUUUGAUGACAGUAGUGUAUCAGGGGCAUCUGAAGAUCAGAUUGUGACAAAAGCAGCUUAUGUUCUUUUCUACCAGCGUAGAGACUCCAAUAACCAUCACAACAGUUCACCUGCUUCUUUGAGUUCUCCUGAAGAGAAUGGUGAGAAUAGAAAAAAUGAAGAAGAUAGAAUGGAUACCAACUAAGAUGAAACUGCAUGAUUUGGCAACAAGAAAUUAGAUCUACUAUUUUUGGAUUGUGUUGCUCUACCAUCAGCACCAGCUGCCUUCAGGGUAGGGGACAAGAACCCUCUUGAUAACAGCAACUUUUUAAAAACAAAAUUGAUCAGAUCUGAAUGAAUGGGUGAGCAAAAAUAACAUGCUCUGUUUCAGAAUCUACUGAUUUCUGAUGGCAAUUAAUGGAUGUCACUGUAAAAUAAACUGCUUUGGAAAUUUUUAAGUGAGUUUUUUUCUCAUCAGCUAUUUAAGAUAAGGAUUUUGGUUCGGUUUAUUUUUGAAAAGGGUUGCAGUUUCUCUCCUUCCCAGAUUAAUUUUCUGUCCAAUUUGAAAUUUUAAGUUAUGUCACAAACCUUGCAUUGCCUGUAUUGUUUCCUCUUAUUGGUAAAAUGGUAUUUCUUUGCAUGAGUGACACCUUACAUCUUAACCUGGAAAUGUUGCAUUAUGAAUUUGUAGCAGAGCACUGGUUUAUUUGUGGUUUGGCUACUGUGACUCAAAUAAUAAAAUUUGUAAUAUUAUAUUGUAUUAUAGGCGGCACAGGAACAGAGGUUUCCAAACCCCAGGUGCGAUACUGAUCCAAACCAGCAUAACCUUGCUGGUAUGUAUUGUAAUGUAAAUUUCACAUCAGUUUCUUCUAGUCUUUUUGCUCAAACUGGCACUUUGUAAGUGGCUGGUUUUAAUACAUAUCUCUACAUAAAUAAAGACUGCUGAUUGGAGCUGUGA